AUGGACAAUCAAGACGUCAAUCUGAAAACCACCGAAAAUAGAACCGAUAAGGAAACCAGCAUCACUAACACAAAGUCUCUUCCUGCACCACUGCAACAAGUCAUAUCCCGCAAUCCGCCAUGGACAUAUUUCAAACUACACCUAAUCUCCCAAUCAACACGUCCCAUCAGAAAUCUAACCAUCGACGCACUCACGGCACGCACAUAUCUCACUGCCGCCCUAUCCCAAUUCCUCGGAUUGAUGGGCACAAGUAUAUCGAUAGACAUACUCAAGAUUGAGCAGAAUACUGCUUCUGAUCCUCCCGAGGUAUGGAUCCGAGUUCCGCGCGAUGAUGCUGCGGCUGUGUUCGCCGCGUUGAGUUCGUGGGUGGGCGCGUUACCUGCUGCUGCUGUGGCUUCUUCUUCCUCUCCUCCGUCAUCUUCUUAUGGAGGAGCUGCUGCUUCUGUUGCUGAUAGUGGGGUGGCGUGGAGGGUUUGCGCAAAAGGGAACUAUUUAGCUGCUAUUGUGCAUGGGUCUGGAGAUGAUGCUUUUCAGCCAUAG
Talaromyces atroroseus is the source of this 540-nucleotide messenger RNA. RefSeq lists its product as hypothetical. Bases 1 to 540 code for a protein of 179 amino acids. Gene Ontology annotation, cellular component: nucleolar ribonuclease P complex; ribonuclease MRP complex. Gene Ontology annotation, molecular function: ribonuclease MRP activity. The record is from RefSeq and is a predicted model, not a curated record. Gene Ontology annotation, biological process: tRNA processing; intronic box C/D snoRNA processing; nuclear-transcribed mRNA catabolic process, RNase MRP-dependent. NCBI's taxonomy places the organism in Eukaryota, Fungi, Ascomycota, Eurotiomycetes, Eurotiales, Trichocomaceae. The transcript is spliced from 2 exons.